AUGCACCGAGCUGCAGCUAACGCAGCCGGCCGGGGCCGCCUCCCGCACCCCCGGGCACCCCCUGGGCGCUCUCGGGCACAGCCGGGCACCCUCCAGCCCCCUCUGGGGGUCCUGCGGGCACCCCCGCUGCGGUCCGCAGCAGCUCCCGGCGCCGUCCGGGGCUCCCCCGGGCCGCUCCCGGCGCCGCCCCUGGCUCCUCCCCGCGCCGCCUCCUCCCGCGGCUGCGCGGCCCCGGCUCGGCCAUACCGGGACGGGAGCGGAGCGGAGCGGCAUGGAACCAGGGCCCUCUGCCCGCAGGUGCCCGAGCUGCAGAAGGCCACGGUCCGCAUCCAGCGGCCGGAGCGGGUCAGGGGCAUCCUCCGUGCCAUGAAGGAGCAGGGCAGGAGCAAGCUGCAGGUCAUUUCUGACUUCGACAUGACCCUGAGCAGGUUCCUGUGCAACGGCCGCCGCUGCCCUACCUCCCACGGCAUCCUGGACAGCAGCAGAGUUGUCAGUGAGGAUGGCAAGCAGAAGCUGAAGGAGCUGCUGCACCACUACUACCCCAUCGAGAUUGAUCCCAACAGGACCCUGGAGGAGAAGCAGCCUCUGAUGGUGGAGUGGUGGACCAGGGCCCAUGAGCUGCUGUCCCAGCAGAAGAUCCAGAGGGAUGACAUAGCUCAGAUCGUCAGGGAGUCAGGAGUGAUGCUGAGGGAUGGCUUUGGUGAGCUGUUUGGGCAGCUGCAGCAGCAGGAGGUUCCUCUCUUCAUCUUCUCUGCGGGCGUGGGGGACGUGGUGCAGGAGGUGCUUCGCCAGGCCGGCGUCCUCCACCCCAACGUCCGAGUGGUCUCCAACUACAUGGACUUCGACGAGCAGGGAGUCCUCACACGCUUCAAGGCACCUCUCAUCCACACCUACAACAAGAACAACAGUGUGCUGCAGGGCACAGGCUACUUCCAGCAGCUCAGCACCAGGACCAGCAUCAUCCUGCUGGGGGACUCCAUGGGCGACCUGACCAUGGCAGACGGAGUGCCCACGGUGGAGAACAUCCUCAAGAUUGGCUUCCUCAACGACAAGGUGGAGGAGCAGAGGGGGAGGUACCUGGAGGCCUUUGACAUCGUGCUGGAGAGCGACGAGACGCUGGAGGUGGUCAACGGCAUCCUGCGCUACAUCCUGAGCCAGACCUGA
Dryobates pubescens (Downy woodpecker) is the source of this 1164-nucleotide messenger RNA. It is a transcript of the gene NT5C3B, whose product is annotated as 5'-nucleotidase, cytosolic IIIB. The record is from RefSeq and is a predicted model, not a curated record. The transcript is spliced from 10 exons. Lineage: Eukaryota; Metazoa; Chordata; Aves; Piciformes; Picidae. Bases 1 to 1164 code for a protein of 387 amino acids. Gene Ontology annotation, cellular component: cytoplasm. Gene Ontology annotation, molecular function: 5'-nucleotidase activity; magnesium ion binding.